Messenger RNA from Ipomoea triloba (trilobed morning glory), 2831 nucleotides. RefSeq lists its product as uncharacterized. Lineage: Eukaryota; Viridiplantae; Streptophyta; Magnoliopsida; Solanales; Convolvulaceae. The coding region runs from base 47 to 2701 and encodes 884 amino acids. The transcript is spliced from 10 exons. Gene Ontology annotation, biological process: negative regulation of DNA-templated transcription. Gene Ontology annotation, molecular function: acyltransferase activity, transferring groups other than amino-acyl groups; transcription corepressor activity. The record is from RefSeq and is a predicted model, not a curated record.
AAACCUAGAUGUUGGUAACGACAGUAAGAAUUUGGAUACAUUGAUCAUGCGGAACCUUGAUGAAGUACUAUCCCCAACACCUUCUGUACAAUCAUCUUUACCUCAUACUGCAGGUGGAAUACAUGGGAUGUUGAUUCCUUUUAAAAAUUCUGAGGUGUCUGGUGAGGAGCUCAAAAACUCAAAAAGGAAAACCAAAUUGAUGUGGUCACCCGUUGCCCUUGAAGCCCAGUCUUUCCCUGAAGCAAUUGCAGAGUUCAAAAGGGUGUCUCUGUCGGAUCGUCGACCCGCAUUGGACUUGCAUGUGAAAGUAAGGAAACAUCUUUUAUAUUUGGGAUGGAAUGUCGAGUCUGUAUAUGAUAGGCGGAUGACUAGGUUUCGCUACUUAUCACCUUCUGGAACUGUAUUAAUGUCACUUUCUCAAAUUUGUAAAGAGUUGGAGACAAUGUCAAAAACUCUCUCUGAUGGUUCAACCUCGUGUUCAUCGAUAGUCAAACAAGAAGCAGGCAGAGAACUAUACGAACCAAUUAUUGAUUCUGUGUACUGCCCUCAAGCAGUGUUUGAGUAUGUGCGGGUUGUGGCUCCAAAGAGAUUAUCCAAAAAGAGACGUCCAGGAGUUGCUAUACUUGCAGAUAAAGCUAAAAAACAUCUAGUUUUUAGUGACUGGAAAAUCUAUAGUCAGAGGAAGGGAGUUAGGAGGGAACUUCGCUAUAUGUCUCCUGCUGGGAAAGUAUUCUACUCACUUAUAACAGCCUGUGAAUGUUAUAUCAAGGAGAAUGCAUUAUCUCUGAGUGAUGCUCAUCUCACAGGGCAAAGGCAGAUAAGGCAAGUUGAUGUGGAAGAUGAGGACCAUGUGUGUAAUGAACAAUUGCUCUUGGAGUCAAGUGAAAAGUUACCAACAAUUAAAUCGCACAAGAAGAGAAAGCUCAAUUUGUAUACAUCCAGGGCUUUUAUUGGAUCAGGAGAUGUUGCAGAUUCUCAUUCUUCAACUCGUGUGCUAAGAUCAUCAAAAAGAGCUAGGAAGAUUGCUUCUUCCUCUCAUCAGACACCUCGCAGCAUUUUAUCUUGGUUGAUUGACAAUAACGUGAUUCUGCCUCGGACAAAAGUACACUAUCGUGGAAGGGAGGAUGAUCAUCCAAAGAGGGAGGGGCGGAUAAGUCAUGAUGGAAUAAAAUGUAAUUGCUGCCAGAAAGUUUAUGGUCUUAGUACUUUUGCAGCUCAUGCAGGAGGCACUACUCACUGUUCUUCAGAAAAUAUCAUUUUGGAAGAUGGGCGCUCCAUACUUGAUUGCCAACUGGAGAUGAAAUGGAAAAUUAGUGCAAGGAAGACAGAACUGCACAUAAAGAAAAGGAGACACAACAUGAGUAAGAAUGACUAUAUAUGUUCUAUCUGUCAUGAUGGUGGUGAACUAAUCCUAUGUGAUCGGUGUCCAUCGGCAUUUCAUACUGGCUGCCUCGGAUUGAAGGAGCUUCCAGAUGGUGAUUGGUUCUGUCCUUUGUGCUGCUGUAGAAUCUGUUCUCAGAGCAGAUUUGAUAAGAACAAAGAUCAGUUUGCAGAUAAUAAUGCUCUCUACUGUAGUCAAUGUGAGCAUCAAUAUCAUGUUGCAUGCAUAAGAAAUAAUGGUCUUCUAAAGCAUCCUGAAGGAUAUUGGUUUUGUGAUAAUAGAUGUGAACAGAUAUUUGUGGAUCUUCAUAAGCUUUUGGGAAAACCAAUUCAGUUGGGGACUGAUAACCUUACUUGGACAUUGUUGAAGUACAAAAAACCAGAUAGUUCUCGUCCUGAUGUUGUAGAUGACAAACAUGCAUUGGAGAAUUAUAGCAAGCUUAAUGUUGCUAUUGAUGUGAUGCAUGAGUGUUUUGAGCCUGUCAAAGAAUCUCGAACUGGGAGCGAUCUCAUGGAAGAUAUUAUUUUUAGUAGAUGGUCUGAACUCAACCGUUUGAAUUUUCAAGGAUUCUAUACUGUGAUUUUGGAGAGAAAUGAAGAAUUGAUUACAGUGGCCACUCUAAGGGUUCAUGGAGACAAGGUAGCUGAGAUUCCACUUGUUGCCACACGUUUUCAAUAUCGUCGACUUGGAAUGUGUCGCAUUUUGAUGAAUGUUCUUGAGAAGAAACUCAGUGAAUUAGGAGUGGAGAGGCUAGUUCUGCCAGCUGCUACUAGCGUGCUAAACACAUGGAUAAGUUCAUUUGGUUUCUCUGUGAUGGAAGAAUCAACGAGACUAGAUCUCUCGGGUUUCAAUAUACUUAAUUUCUAUGGAACAGUCAUGUGCGAGAAAUUCUUAGCCAGAACCUCCCCUUCCAUGGAAUUAAUUGUCUCAACAGCAGCAGCAGAACCCAACCAACAUAUUUUCGGAGCAGUGGCCAAUAAGGGCAACAACGCCGAACUGGAUGGGACGACAAGUGCUGUUUCCGAGGUCCUCCAAGCUGAACAAAUCGAUGGAAGUGACAUUAUAGACAAAGGACCAGCAGAAACACCUGGAGGAACUGGCACCAAUGACCACCCGGCUCCCCUAGUUCUUGUGUUGAAAGAAACUCCAGCUCCCGACGACUUCCCAGCUCAAAAUACUUUGGAUUGCUUACGUGAAGAAGCGCCUAAUCAAAGGGAAGCUGGAAACAACGUUGUUGGUAUGUUCAAAUGCUAUGAGAGGAGGAGAAGAUAUGAGGCUGUGGAAGCCAAUCUGUUCACAAAGGUGGUGACUGAUGGUUAAGCAGGCUGAAAGUUUUGAUUCUUAAUCUGUAAACAUCUUGUAAAUGGUACAUAGUCUAAGGUGGGGGACUAGAGGAGCUUGUCUCUAUGUCCAAACUUAUGUUUAUGUACAGUUUAAGGUUGUUGUGGCA